AUAAGGAACAGCGUGAACUCUAUGAAGCAGCAAAAAUUAUCCAAAAAGCAUAUCGAUCUUAUAAAGGACGCAAACGGCAAGAAGAACAAGAGAAAGAAAAAGCUGCUGCAACUCUCAUUCAGACAUAUUACAGGCGAUACAAACAGUAUAUGUAUUAUAAGCAAAUGACCAAGGCUGCCCAGUUGAUCCAGAGCCAAUUUCGCAAUUAUUGCGAACACAAGCGAUUUAAGAAAUGGAAAGAAAGCGAUGCUGACUGUAUUUCUCCAGCACUUGGCAGCUCUCCGAGUCCCUCUGCUGCAAGUUUACAAUCUCUGUACUGGACUCUGGCUGAGUCUGAGCGUAGGCUGAGUUCGAGUAGGGAAGGCACUCCGACAUCUUCCUCCACUUUAAAGAGAACAUAUUCUCAAAGGAGGCAACACCAGGCAGCUAGAAAAAUACAGCAGUUUCUGAGACAGUCCAAAAAUAAUAUGUGGGAUUACUUUCAAGGCAAAGUGAUUACAGAGAGAACGUGCACUAGCUGCCGAAAGAGAGAAGCUACCGGGGGAAGCUCAGAGUCUGCCGCCUCUGCGCCUAAAAUACCAGGAACAGCCUUCUGACAAAAAGCUCCCUACUGAUGUUAAGAAUGCUAAGUGUGAUAAAGAAAAUACAUGAGAAGUUCUUGUUUUUCUUUAAUGUGUAGUGUUCAUAUGGAAGAAAGAUUUUGAUUGUGAAUUUCAGAAUGUUCAGCACUGCCGAUAGCUUUCAAGUGCAGUGAAUAUUUCCAUUUCUGAAAUAUAAGCUGGCUGAGAAGAGCUCUUGUAAAGCAAACUGUGAAAUCAUCAUCCGUAAAAGGUGUCAAAAUUUAUUUUAAUUGGAGAAGAAACUAAAUUCUGCACUUGUCAUUUAUUCAUUGUUGUGAUAAUUGGUAAUUCAAACGAUUAAAGGAUGUGUAUUGAAAUCAUAAUUUAUAACCGGUGCAAGCUAUAUAAUCUUUUCUCUUACUAUAUGUACAUAUGUGUUUACUAUUCUCAAACAUUACUGUUUUCAGAAUUGUGUUGUAUUUGUAUUCAUGAUAUUCUAAUAUUUUUUCCUGAGUACUCAUUUUUUAUAUAUUCAUUAUUAUAUAUUAAAAAUAUGUUGUGCUGUGAUAUUUCUAAUCAGAUUAUUGUAUUAUUUUUAUGUGUUCCCAUCUAAUUCUUAAACAGUAUGACAGAAAUAAAGAAUCUCAUACUAUAUAUUCUACGCUGCAUAUUAAGUUUGAUGCAUUGAAUUGUAUUAAAAUACUGUUUAUGAAUUAGUAUUGUUUGCUAAAGCAUAUACUUAAAAGAAACUUAACUAGUCUGUUAUUAUUCAUGCUUACUUUUUAUGUUUUAUUAGUCCACUUUGAAAAAAUUUCUGAUUCUAUUAUUAUUAAAUUAAGAAUUCUAUCCAGUGUAAAUAGUUGUUGAUUGUUCACAGUUUAUAUUUUGCUAGAAUAAUAUUUGGUCUAAUGCUAGUUGAGGCUGUUCUUGAAUGUUCUAAAUGUUUAGUUUUGUCAGGGUGAUGUUACACUUGUGCAAUACUAAAGAAUAUCAAGUGAUCCUCAACUGUUUCAUUUUGGUGAGCGUACAACUUUUGAAAAAAAAAAUUGUUUGUUUAGCGUGUAUUUUAUUCAUCUUUAUUAAAUCUUCUGAGAAUGAAUAUUUUUUUAUAAAAUUAGGAUGAUAUCGCCAAAUCUCUCUCAUGCAAUUUUCUUUAGAUUUUAUGAAUGGCAGUAUCCUGGAACAUAAUUAUUGGGAUGCAAUUUUUCCACUCACAAAAAAAGAAUAAAUUUUUUAUUGAGCAUUGGCAAUUAUUUAUUUAAAAUUUUUUUAUGUUCCUGCAUACUGUCAUUCAUUCGACACAAUUGUCAUGAUUUUCUGUUUUUGAUCAUUUUUUUGCAAACAUUUAUAAGUGAUUAUUGAUAUUUUCUAAAAAUAUUUUAUAUUUUUUAUUACUAUAUUGAUUUUUUUUUUAUUUUAUUGAUUCAUUUCCUAAAAUAAAACUGUUCAAGUAUAAAUUCAUUAUUCUUGAUUUAAUCAUAAAAUAUGCUAAAAUGUUAAAUUUUUUUUAUUAAAAUUUAAAAAAAUUGUACAAAUAUAUUGUCGUUUUUUGCAUGUUUCCCAUGCAAUAAAAUGUAUAAUAAAUUAAAAAGUGUAUUCUACUUAAAUUUGGUUAUUAUAAAGUCUCUAAUUGUCCUUUUAUAAUUAAAACUCCAAUAUUAUGUUAUUAUUUUAUUGGUAGUAUUGUAGUUAUAAGGAUUUAUGAUAAAAAUGAUAUAUUUUAAGUAUUAAAUGCUAAAUAUUUUUUUAAAUAUUAUUAUUAAAAUAUUGCUUUGACUAGAUUAAUUGCUUUGUGACUUUCCAUUGAUUUUGCAAUGUUCAUACGAUUAUCGAAACUUUUUCAAAUCAAAAUUUCAUAGAGACAAAUUUUGUUUUAAUUUCUCUUUCAUUAAGAGUUGACAAUACCUUUGUAUAAUUUUUUUAUUAGAAAAUUACUCAGUUUGAAAAAUUGCAUGAAAUGUUGAAUAGAUUUUGGAUUCUUGUUGUAUGAUAAAAUUUAAAACUUUUUAGUGACUUAAAAAAUUGCCAGUGCGCAAUAAGUUAAUGAGCAAAGUAUCGUGUGGGUGGAAACUUUGCUCCCAUUGGAAUUCGACCUUUCUCAAUGUGUCAUUUUGAAUCUUCUCAUUAAUUAAUUUCUGCAACGGGUGGUGAAGUUCACAUAUAAGGAUUCGUGUUCAUCUAUGUAAGGUUCUGUAAAUGUAUGACUUGUCCUCUGGAUCUAUUUUACUCGCAUUUUGCAUCACCUGUAAAAAAAAAAGCCGAGUUCAUCGUCGGCUUGUCUAAAAGAGUUGUGAGACUUUCUGAGUAGAAGUACAAAAGCUUUGAAGCUUUCUAUAGCACUCAAAGAUCAAAAUAAUCAAAAAUGAAAAACUUUAUAGAUUACUGAUAUUUUAUUUCCAUCAUCAUACAUUUAGCCUAGUCCGGAGCAGGCUGCUUAGUAACUAUGUUACUUGCAUAGUAGAUUUGAAACAAUCAAAGUUUACAUCAAUGCGCGUAUUUUGGGUUUGUGCAAUCGGACAGUCUGCUCCUUCAAACGUUUUUAAUUAAUAUAUAUAAAUAAAUAUAUAUAUAUAUAUCCAAGAAAUCGUUUUACAGUUUCUAAUUCGUAUUUUUUUAAUUAUAAACAAUUUUUAGGAGCCGCAUUAAUGUGUCUCAUCUUGAAACGUGAGCUGCCAUACAAUAAAGGGUUUUUUUAGGGCCUGAAAAUUAGCUGUGGCCGACUACCACUCUUAAAAAAAAAGUUUUAGAGUGGCAGCCAACCUAGUAAAAUAAACAAAUAAAUAAAAGACAUGUGCCUAAGCAGAGGUGUUCUGCUCUUGUCAGCAGUCUCCCCUGUAGAGUCUGAAAGGGGAAUAUCACCAUUUCACCUUUUCUGAAUUUUUUAAACUCUAUAAAGCGUAAAGGAAGCAAAAAAUUCAAAAUAGAAAAAAAGGAAGGAUGGUGAAUUCUAUCUUUUUUAAUUAUUCUUGCCAAUUCCUGUUCUUGUACAUAGCUGUUGAUCAUUUGUAAAAUGUUUAUUCUCUUUCGCUACAUAAACCGAAUAUUAACUAUAAUAUAUUCUGCCAUAGCGUUACGAGAAAGAUUUUAGGUGCUUCAUCCUUCAUAGGAAGAAUAAAAAAGUAACUUUUUGACAAAAAAAAAAUUAUAGUACUUACAUGAAAUAUUCACUGAAAUACCAUACUUAAUAUAAAUAUAUAAUAAUAUAGAAAAUACAUUUUUUCAUAAAUGGGAAAUAUAAGGGUUGCUAUGAAAUAUGAAAAAAAAUAAAUAAAUAAAAAGCAAUGGAAAGCCUAAUAGUGAGAAGGGCUCUUCCCAUAUUAGUUAGAACAUCUCAUUAAUAUUGAAUUAUAUAUUUCUUGUAUAGAUAUAGAUCCUUCGUGAUCGGCCUAAGCAGUGCUUAAAAAUAUUUUAAGCCUAUAAUUUUUCUUAAGAUGGAAAAUAUGUUUCAUAUAUCAGAAGCAUUUAUUUAUAAGAAGGGGCUAUAUCUGUGUUUGUGUGCGCAUUGUGGAUCUAAAAUUGCUUAGGCUGAUCAGACGAUUAUAGGGAUAUUUUGAAACUCUUCCCUCUAUAACACCUGCAUUUAUUCAUCACUCUCAUACUUGCACAUUAUCCUAAAUCAUCUCAUAAUUGAUUUAAAUUCAUCUAAAGAGUAACUUUUGAAAAAGAAUUUAGAAUUCUCUAAGUGAUUUAUUGUCAUUAAAAAGAAAACCCAGACAAAUCAUACCUAAUGAUCUCUUAAUGUGUGCUUAGAAAUUUCAUAUUUUUUAUCUCAACCAUAUUUUCUUAAGAGCUUUGUGUUCUGUAUUUCCCUACCAACUUUUUUUUCAUGUGAUCUCUUUCGAUUUCUUUUCUAUUUAUUUAAAUUUAACACUAAUGUUAAAGAGUAUCUUGUAAAGGUUUAAUAUAAAUAAGUAGUGGCAUUGAUGCUGAUGCUUCUGAUUUUGCCGAUGAAAAAAAAACAUUUGGUUUAAAUUUAUUUAACUUUUAUUAUAAUAACAAAUUAUUUUAAGUUGAUAGCAUUGAGAAAAAUUUUUAAAUAAUUUUGUUUAUUCUAAUUGCUUUUUUAUUAAUUUAAGCAGUUUAAAUUUUAUUGUAUUUUUCUUUUUACAGGAACAUUUAUAAUUAGCUUAAAGUGUUUUUCUGAGGAAAAUAUUUGCCUUAUAAAUUUUUUAUUCUUUUAAAGGAAGGUAAAAUAUUAAAAGUCUUAAGAAGAAAAUAAACAUUGUAAAAGCCCAUUGAAGCAAAUACGUCACAAUGAGAAUUGUUAGGCAACAUCUUAGGAGAUAACAUUAAAAAUUUUUAAACUAUUAGUUUUUUUUUUUUUUAAAUUCAAAAUUAUGAAAAUAAUGCCAGCAAGAAUUGCUGGUAAACACAUUUUUUGUUUGUUUUUACUUUCUUAGUCUGACAAACAACUGUAAAAAAAAAGGAUAAUAACAAGACUGAAACAUAAAUUUGUCAUUUUUACGUGUUUCUAAAUUAUUUGGCUUAAAAAAUGUGCCUUUUGACUAUGAAAUAAAUUUAAACAUGUGGAAUAUUGUGUUUGAAGUACAAUAACAGAAAUCAACUGCAUAAAAUUUAGUGUAAAGGCACCUGUUCUAGAUUGUAUUUUAAUAAAAUUUCAUUAAAUCUUAUGUGUAUUUAAUUUUAAACUUUUCCUACUGACUUUUUAGCAUUAAAAAUUAGCAUUUGCUUCUAACAAGAUAUUCAUUCUAAUGGCAACUUUUGUUGCUACUGUGCCCUUUUGUUGCUCUUCUGACUACCAUGCAUUCUUGUUGAAGUGAUAACUUUUCUUAUUACAAUGCUUUCUUGUUGAAAUGAUAACUUUUCUUGCUACAAUGCAUUCUCGUUAAAAUGGGCUUUUACUGUACUUAAAAUACUUAUUUUUAGAUGAGAAAAAAAAUUCGAGUAAAGUUUAAAAAAAAUGUCUUGUAACACUUUUCCAAUGGAGAAAUCGUUAUUAAUUUGAAGGUAAAUAACAAUGAUAAUAUUUUAGGCUGAAAAAUAAUAAUGCUUUAAUGUUUUCGGCUGAAAAAUAAUAAGGCUAAAAUUAUUUUCAGCUUUCAGAAGCUAGCAACUAUGCUACUGUAAGUCCUGCCAAAGAAGUGUUAAGUACUAAUUUACUAUUCCCUGUUAUUCAUAUACUUAGUUAUAUUAUUUUAUUUAGAGAUUAAUUUUUCCUUAAUUUUGAAUUACUAUUAUGUCCACAUUUGGCAUUAAAGACAAUUCAUGACUGCGCCAGUUUUUCUUUACUUAUUUUUCUGUAUUUUCCCUUAAGCCUUGUGCACUUAGCUAUCUUGAAGCAAUGUUGUCUUUGGCGAAAUUUUGCCUGUUUAUAAUGUGGCAUGCUCAAACUAUUUCAAUGUUGUAUCUUUCAUAUUGUUUAGAAGAAAUUUGUAAUGGUGUCAUAGCAUAAAUGUGUUCUAUGAAGUACUUUUUAUCAUUUUAUUAAAAUGUUUAUUCAUCUAUCAAACUGUGUAUUGUGUAGUAUAGACAUAAUUUAUAUUUGUGUUUUAAUUUUACACGUUUCAUCUUAAUAUGAGUGCCGUCUUUUAAUGCAAAUGCUAACAACUUGUAAUAUAGUUCCUUUUUGCUGUUUACAAGUUUCAAUUUAUCCUGGUGUAUAUACAGAUCUAACGUUUAUUCCCUGUAAUUUUUCUUUUAUUAUAUUUUUUCCCUUUUUCAAGUGUGUUUCAUUAUUUUAUAUUUUUUCACUGUCUUUCAUUUUGACUAAACUUUUAGAAUUCCCUUAAAUUUUGAAUGAAACACAAUGUUUGGUUUGAAGUUGAGUUUUUGGAUUUCUUAUUUUAUUUUAUGUGGCUACUGAUAUUUAAUUUGCUUCCUUUUUUAUACUCUAAAUUUAUAUUAAUACAUUGAGAUGCAGAUUUAUAUUUAAAUAUCUUAGCAAGUUGAAAUGAUUUAUUUUCCAUUUUUAAAAAAUUGGCUGUCAAAUACAAAUCUAAUCAAUCAUCCAUUAAUAAGAUGUUUUAUAUUUUGCAGUCAAUGUUUUAAAAAAAAAAUUCAUGGCUAUUAAAGCUAAGAUAUUUGGUUUCAAAACCAGCUUCAAAAAUGAACAGACAACAGCAACAUGUCUUUAAUCAGAACAAUAUAUCUUUUUUAUUUUUGUGUGUGUGCAUAUUUUUUCAAAAUUCUUUUGUUUUCUGUUUAUAGUAUAAAUGUUUAACUAAUUAGUUAAUUAAACAAUUUAAUUGUUAACAUGAAAUUUAAUAAAAACCAUUUUCGGAUUUUCUUUUAAGUAACAUAUCUUAACUACACAGUUAAGUUAACAAUAUAUGGGUUGUCAAAUUUUUUAUUUACUUGAAAGCUUGAGUAUUUUUGACGUAGAUAAUUAUUUUAAAUCGAUGAUUAUCCUCAUAUUUCCAAACCUUUUUUUUUUCACUAGAUUUAUGUUUAUCGUUCCUUUGAAGUUUAUGCAAAUCUAUUAAGCUGGUUUUGAAACUAAAUUUCUCAAUUGUAGUGUUUGUUGACAGGGAUAAAAUUUUUGAGUUUUAUUUUGUAUUAUCUAAAUGAAGUAAGUAUGUUUGUAUGCAUUUGACAUAUGUGCCUAGCCAUUAUGAAAUAAAUGAUUUAUCAUUA
Parasteatoda tepidariorum (common house spider) is the source of this 7154-nucleotide messenger RNA. The record is from RefSeq and is a predicted model, not a curated record. NCBI's taxonomy places the organism in Eukaryota, Metazoa, Arthropoda, Arachnida, Araneae, Theridiidae.